UAGAGAAAACAGCAUAUUAGCUGUUUAAAUGAAAAUGAAUAAUCAAAGUGACAAACAGCUUGUUCGAUCCUCUCUCGCGCGGAAUAUAUAUGUUCUUGUUGAGGUUCUCUUGGUUUAUUGUUUUUGUCGGAACCUAGUGCUCCGAUUCUCUCACGUUCUACAAAUAUCUAGUCGUUAAGAUUCCGCUAUCGAUCUUAGCGGGACAACAAUUUAUGUUGUUGUAUGAUAGCAUCGAUGAAUAUCUUCAAUUCAGCCAUUUAAAUGACUCUGGAACAAUUCCACACAUAGCAACUAAGAAUUUGUUGAAUUUUGUCUGACAAGACAGUUAAGCUGCAGGAAGCUAAGCGAGGGAUGGCAGAGGCCGCGGAGCCGGUAAUGGGGACUGCUAUAUCGUAUAAUGCGCUGUAUGAGGAAGUUAAUGAUAUGAUGGCCAAGAAUUUAAUUUUCCAGCCCCUCCUCAAAGAUCUGAAAUCCAAGCUAGACACCUUACAAGUAUUCUUCCAAGACAUGGCGCGAUAUAAGCAUUCACACCCACAAAAGGAGGAACUAGAAGCAUGUAGAACACAAAUAGAACAGGGCAGAACGGUGAUUCACAAGUGCUCCCACGUUAGCAAAUGGAAUAUGUAUAAAAAGAACAAGUAUACUAACCAACUACUAGGAUUGAUAAAAUCUCUUGAAAGAUUGUCAGAAAUACUGAAAGGUACUCAGGUGGAAAUGGAUGUGAAGGAGUCCUUGGUUGCGAUAAGGAAUAUAGAAACCAUGUUUGAGACAAAAGCUUUGUCCACAAUACCUGAACUCCCAUCCUUUGUUGUUGGAUUUGAUGUGCAUUUGAGCGAACUGAAGAUCAAGCUUCUCAGUAACGAUGAAGCAUCAAUGCUAGUGCUGACUGGUAUGGGAGGAUGCGGGAAAACCCUAUUGGCAACACUAUUUUGUCAGGAUGACGCAGUCAAAGAUAAAUUCAAGGACAACAUCUUCUUUGUCACCGUAUCAAGAAAUCUCAACUUUGAACAUAUUGUUCAGCAACUAUAUCAACAGAAGCGUUCUCCGGUACCUGCUUUGGAACAGAAGCGUUCUCCGGUACCUGCUUUGGAACAGAAGCGUUCUCCGGUACCUACAUUCCAAAGCAAGACAAUGGCAGUUACUUGUCUACAACAGUUUUUAAAAGCGGAAGGAAAUAAACCUUUAUUGUUGGUAUUGGAUGAUGUUUGGUCUGGAUCCGAGUCCCUUCUUGAAGUAGUUGAUGAAUUGAAAAUGCCAAAUUACAAAAUUUUGAUUACAUCAAGAUCUUCAUUUCCAAGAUUUUCCUCUCCAUACUACAUGGAACCACUGAAUUAUGAGAAUGCAAUGACCCUGUUUCAUCAUUCAGCAUCCUUGGGAGAUAAGAGCUCUUAUAUUCCACACACUCUUUCAAGAAAGGUACUGGAGCAGUGUAAGGGGAUUCCACUUGUCAUCACAGCAAUUGGAAGAUCACUUUGUGCUCAACCUGUAGAGAUGUGGAAAAGAAGAGUAUCUGAAUUGUCUAAAAAUCACUCUGUUCUUGAAUAUGAGACUGAAGUGUUUCUUUGCCUCAAAAGUAGCCUAGAUGCUUUGGACGAAAUGCCUAUCCUAAAAAAAUGUUUCUUUGAUCUUGCUUCAUUUCCUAGCAACCGAAGAAUCCCUGUUGCUGCUCUCAUUGAUAUGUGGAUAGAGUUAUACGAUCUAGAGGAAGAAAUUUUGUGCAUUGGGAACAUUUAUGAUCUCACCACCCGAAGUUUAGCUAAUGUUGUAGUCCCAAGGAAGCUGGAAGAAAAGGAAGGAGAUGGAUACUACAUUGACUAUUUUGUUACCCAGCAUGAUUUUCUUAGAGAUCUAGCUAUUUGUCAUUGUAAACGAGAGAGCAUACAGCACGGAGAAAAGCUGUUUAUUGACUUACACGGAAACAAUUUACCCAAGUGGUGGAGGGAACAGAAGUAUCAGUCCAUUGAAGCUCGCCUAGCGUCUAUCUCAACAGAUGAAAGCUUCUCAAUGGCAUGGCCCUACAUGCACCUACCCGAAGCCGAGGUUCUAAUCUUGAAUUUUGAUACAAACAACUAUGCCUUGCCUGAGUUUGUGGAGGGCAUGGUUGAGCUGAAGGUACUUGUGGUGACAAACUAUGGUUCUUUACCUGUUGAAUUAAGAAAUUUUCAACUGUUGAGUUCGUUACCAAAACUGAAGAGAAUCAGACUAGAGCGCAUUUCAAUUGCUUCCAUAACCAACAUCCCAAUCGAAUUGAAGAGAGUACAGAAGAUAUCAUUGUUCAUGUGCGGCAUCGGUCAAGCUUUCAGCAAUUGUCCUAUCAAAAUUUCAGAUGCAUUUCCAAAUCUAGAAGAAAUGAACAUUGACUAUUGCAAUGAUUUGGUGGAAUUGCCUACAGAGCUUUGUGAUCUUGUUCACCUUAAGAGACUCUGCAUCACCAACUGUCAUAAGCUAUCUGCAUUGCCUGUAGAGAUAGGGAAGUUGAUCAAUUUGGAAGUUUUGAGACUAAGGUCUUGUAAAAACUUGGAAGGUUUACCAUGCUCGAUAAAGAACCUGGGAAAGUUAAACUUCUUGGAUAUAGCGGAAUGCUCUAGGUUGCAAGAGCUGCCUGAAUCAGUUUUGGCUCUUGAGCAACUAAAGGAAGUGAUAUGUGAUGAAGAUAUGGAAGGACAAUGGACAAUCACUCAGCCCAACAUAAGGAUAAAGGUCCUCAAAGAAGAAGUCAACCAAAAUUGGCUCUCACUCAUGAAAGAUGCCUUAAAUGUUGGGCAAUGUUAAUUAUUGCGGCUGUUUUUCAUUUUUAUUUCCUAAUUUUUCUCCUUUGCAUUUUGAUUUUUCUCUUUUUGGUUGUUAAUUUGUAAUAGCAUGCCAUUGGUGUAGGAGAACAUUGUGCUAGUGUCUUUGAUGACGAGUGAUCGAAACUCCUCCCAUCCUUUUGGGUCUUUCACAACUAGCUGCAAAUUAAUGCUUCCAUGGUCAGUUUAUGAGGAUGUGCUAAAGCAUAUUUGUAGGGAGUUUGCUUGGUUACUCAUGUUAGCUCAGUAUCUCGAUCUGUUUCCUUGAUGUGUUAAAGCAUCUUAAAUCCCUAUUUG
This is a messenger RNA of Rosa chinensis, 3086 nucleotides long. RefSeq names its product probable disease resistance protein At5g66900. The coding region runs from base 352 to 2772 and encodes 806 amino acids. NCBI's taxonomy places the organism in Eukaryota, Viridiplantae, Streptophyta, Magnoliopsida, Rosales, Rosaceae. The transcript is spliced from 6 exons. Gene Ontology annotation, molecular function: ADP binding. Gene Ontology annotation, biological process: defense response to fungus. The record is from RefSeq and is a predicted model, not a curated record.